CAGCAAUAAUGAUUGAUAUUGUGCGCUUACUCUCGCGUGUGUACUGUUACUUCGUUCCAGUGCCAUUAAUUUGAGCAAAUCCAGAUGUGGCAGAAGCCCCAUUCUCUCUGGCUCUGAAGUACAGGGAUGUUGAACUUGAAGCCUGUGAGCCUUGGGGGGGUACGUCACAAAUACUUUCGCUUUAGAGAAGUGAAGCGGAAAAUCAAUUCCUUGACAUUUCGUUCCUUUAUUGUAAACGCUCUUCGCUCGGGGCGUCAAACUUCGUCGCGCCGCUGCAUUCGACCGAAGGAUACCUCGCCGUGGAGAUCGACGUGCAACCGAAAGAAAUCCUCGCACUUCCACAUCAGAAUGUGUCGUUUAUGUGUCGUGUGGCCGAUCACCUCCAGUACUGCAGGAUGGAGGUGCCCGGUCUCAAUGUACUCAACUUGAAUCCGAACCAGACGCCCUACAGGGGGGCGGUCUACUAUGGCAGCGGCCUGCACUUGGGGCAGUGCGGUCUGAGUCUCGAGAGCGUAAACGAGGAGAACAACGGCGAGAUCAAGUGCACGCUCGGCUUACUCACCGAAUCGCAGGAGUCCUCGGCAACGAUGCGCCUAAUAGUCGCAAGGGAGCCCCGACCGCCUCAGCUUGAGAUACAAAAUUCGGAUCGUUACUGGGCGUAUAAGGUCGGAGACGUCAUUCACGCGACGUGCAUAGUCCGUGACGGGCGACCGGCCGCCAACAUCUCCUGGUACUUAGAUGACGAGCUGAUACCGAACGGUUUUCUCUCGCCGCCGACGAUUAUACACGGCAACCGGGGCGAUCUGCAGACCGUUUUCCAGAAUCUGACGAAGGAGGUGCGCCCGUCGGACAAUGGAAAGGCGCUAAAGUGCGUCGCGCAUCAUCCUGCACUGACCAGCAAUAACGUUGUGUAUCGACAAUUGAAUGUGACGUACGCGCCCAUUCCGCAGCUAAAUCCAAUCGACAAGUUCGGCUACAGUCUCGGCAAAGAAGGCAUCAUCUCACUGGUGAUCGAGGCGAACCCCCGGCCGCACCUCGAGUGGACGAUACGCGACCAAACGAUCAAGGCGGGCGGUCACGACAGCACCGGCCGCAUAAUGGCCGAGGAAAUACGCGACCUGGGACGGGGCCUGUACGAGGCGGUCCUGAUCAUCGCCGACAUUCAAAAGCACGACACCGAAACGCAGUACAUACUCAAGGUCUACAACGACAUGGGAAGUCAGGAUUACGUCAUCUUAAUUUCGACCAGUCCCGAGCCGGAAGGGUUUAAAAAGUUUUUUAGGGAAAGUAUUAAUUAUUUGGAGAUGGGAGUGCUGUCGAUUAUCGGCAUCGUGGUCGCCGUGCUGCUGCUGCUGGUCAUCGUCUUCCUGGUGAUCUUCGCGCGGGUGACGGGACGCUGGUGCUUCUCAG
Photinus pyralis (common eastern firefly) is the source of this 1410-nucleotide messenger RNA. RefSeq names its product fasciclin-3-like. The record is from RefSeq and is a predicted model, not a curated record. Lineage: Eukaryota; Metazoa; Arthropoda; Insecta; Coleoptera; Lampyridae.